AUGGAUAUUGUGAAAGAUGUUGAAGGUAACGGUAACGAAAUAGAUCCAGUAGAUGCGGGUAUAGAUAUCAUUAAAUCAACCGAAUCAAGCAUUAAAGAGUCAAUAGCGGAGGUAUAGUGUGAACAGCGAAAUAGGAAAAAAUUGUCUUUCUUUAGUUGUAAGUGUGUAUGAUGUUCUCAAGAUAGUUUUUUGUUUUCUGAAUAUUAUUUUUGGGUUAUGUUCAGAGUGAUGAGUUUUCAAGUGAAGAAGACAUAGAAACUGGCGAUAGAACACGUAAUAGAUUUCCUGAAGAAGUAUGUUUUUGUUGUUGUUGUUGUUGUUGUUGUUGUUGUUGUUGUUGUUGUUUUAUAUGGUUCGCAAUUGGUUGCUUUUGAAUUCUAGGAAUCUUGCUUCUUUCGUUAUUUGAGAAAUUGGUAUCUUAAAUUAGUUUAAUUUCUGCAAUUGUUUUAAAUUUUAUCAUAGCCCACAGAUAUGCAAGUUACAAACGAUAUGAUAAAUACUGAUGCGAAUACGAUAAUGUCAGACGAAAGCAUGACAGAAGAAUGCCAAUCGACAUCGAUGCCAUAUUAA
Messenger RNA from Paramuricea clavata, 570 nucleotides. NCBI's taxonomy places the organism in Eukaryota, Metazoa, Cnidaria, Anthozoa, Malacalcyonacea, Plexauridae. The record is from the annotation of a GenBank genome assembly.